AUGAGUAUUGUCCCAAAUACAGAAAAGCCGGAAGAUGAAUAGAAUCAAAAUGUCUGGAACUCAGAGGGUCAAAAUGUUACUAAAUCUUUACUUUUAGAUGAAAGUAAGGAGAAGUUAUAAUUGGAAGUUGAAAAAAGAAGAUAAGAGAAAGAAGCAUUAAGAAAAGAAGAAGAAGAUUAGUACAAAACUGUGUAACUUAUCCCAUACAUUUAUAAGUCUAUUGAUGGAAACGUUUAAACAUAUAUUCUACCUUAAGAUUAAAAAGUAUUAUACACAAUAGUGGAAAGCGAUAAAGGUGAAUUUUUUUUCAAAGUGUUCAAUUUUAAGACUUUUGAAAUUUUGAAUGAGCAACCAUUUAAUGAAAGUAAAUAUGAAACCUAAAUCAUGAGUUUAUCACCUGAUCAAACAAAGAUUAUUCUACUUGAUUCUUCAUUAAUAAAACACCCGUUUUAAGAAAAGGAGAGCACAUAAAAUUAUAAAAUUGAUAAAUGUGAUGAUAAGCCAACCUUCUGCAAUCUUAGUGGCUUACCUGAACAUAAAUAUAAAUUAAUCUUUGGAUUAUUAGCCAUUAAUAGUAUAAAGAAUAAGAAGACAUAUCUGUUUUAACUCUAAGAUUAAUUCAAAAUGAUAAAAGAAUUCGAUGGAAAAUUAGAAUUAGUAGAGAAUCAAGAUAAGGGUUGUCUGAUUAAAGAUAAUAAAUUAACUAUUAUAGAUCUAGAUAGCUUGAGUUUCACAAUAUUAGCUUCAUUUAACUACCUAGAUACUGAUUAGGCUCAUAUCUUAUAUUGCUACAUCAUAAAUGACUUUCUCUAUUAAAGGUAAUAUGAACUGAAUCUUCAAACUUCUUUCUUAAGAGUGCGCGAUAUAUAAAAUGGUGGUGAAUUGGUUAGCAACAUUCCUAUACCCAGUUAUAAUUCAUUGGUAACAAUUAAUGAGGACCAAACAUUUUAUUUCAAUAAAAAUGAUUAACUAUGUUUUAUUACAAACAUAUUCAGGACUAGCAUUUAAAAACCAUUGGCUAGAAUCGAUGAAAGAUACAAAUCCAGGAAUUUGCAUGUCAACCAAGAUUAAAUGCUGAUUGGAUUUGAUCAGAGGUUUUAAAUGACAGAUACCAAGACUGGAUAUAUUUAAAGAUUUUUUGCACCUUCAAAGAUCUCAAUGGUUCUUUACUAAAUUUAAACUAAAGCUUAUUCUUAUGGUUAUUUUUAGGAAGUUUAAUGUUUUUACUAAACAAAAGAUGACCCUUAUACAGUUAUUUUGGCUAGUUAUUCAGAUCUUAUUUUAGUGAAAAUUGAUCCUAAAAAUACAUCUUUCAGACAUAAAUAUUUGUAGAGAAUGGUUAAUAAUAACUUAAAAUCAUAAUUUGAAGAAAUCAGAAAUUAAUCAAUUCUUUUUGUUAAAAAUUCUGAUGGAAAACUUUUGAAAUAUUUUGAUAAUUGGUCUAAAAAUGAAAUUUUGAUUCCUACAAGAAUUUUUUAACGAAUUCAAGUUUCUGGAAAAUAUUUAAAGAUUGUUGGUUUGCCUAAGGAUACUAAGAAAAUUUUAGAGAUCUAUGACUAUGAUACCUAAGAAUUAUAAAAGUAACUUUGUUAUAAACUAAAUGUGGUAUCAUUUAUCUUAAUGUAAGAUAAUUGCUUAAGUCUUCUAUAUGACAACUCAUUUCAUCUUCAAAAAUUCGUCGGUUAAAAGCAAAUGUCAUAAAUCAUAAAAAUUGAGAAUGUUUUCAUUAAUGACUUCAAAAAUAUGCUCUCAAAAAAAGAUGGAGAAAACUUUCAGAUUUGGACUGAUUAAAGGGAUUAUCUUAGAAUUCAGUUAAAUAACUUUAAAAAGACUGGAAUUUUGGACCCUAUUUGUGUUCAAAAGUAGGCUACUCUUGUCAGAAUAGAUGGUGCUAAAGAUACCUACUCCUUUUAUGACGAAUUAUCUUAGCAAACAGGCUUUAUUAACAGUUUAUUUUCUCAGGAAGGGCUGAUGAAAGUCUACAACUCUCAUUCAAAUAGAACUCCAACAGAUAUUAUCAACAGUUUCAAAAAAAAUGUUCAUUAAGAGCUACUAUCUUAUAUUCCUAAUGUUCCAAGCUUUUUAUACUAAAUUGCUCUUAAACCUACCAUUCUUGAAGAAUAUCUUAAAUCAUUAAUCUUAAUUGACAAACGCAAAAUACCAAUUUUGAUUCAGAUGAAUCAAGCUGAUCAUAAAACUCCACUCAGCAUUGCUAUUGAGUAAAAGAAAUAAAAAAGCAUAGAAAUUUUAUUGGAAAUUUUGAUUAAAUUCUAAAAUCACCCGAUCUUUUCAAAAUUUAUAGAUAACAAUUUGUGUGAUAUCAUCGAUUAGAACAUUGAUUUGAGAGAGUACUUUGAAAGCAAUUUGACUAUGUUUUAGAUCAAGGACGAGACUUAUCCAUCACCCAAGAGAUUUAUAGAAACAAUUUGUAAAGCUACCAAAAUCAGUUUAUUUGAGAACACUUGUGUUCAGACUAUAAUUGAUUACAAAUGGGAGUAAUAUACAAAAGCAUUUUAUAUAAAGCAUUUCUUCCUAUUCCUUGCUUUUAUUGUGUCACUAAUCACAGACACUUUUGUUUCAAUUCAAAUGAAGAGAACUCUUGAUGAAAGCUAAAAAGAAAUAAAUUAGUAUUUUUGGACUGCUCUUUUUAUUUCAGUAGGAUUUAAAUCUAUUUGCUUUAUUCUCUUAAUCUAUUUUGCUCUAUAUGAACUAAAAACAAAAGAAGCUCUUGGUUCCUGGGGCAGAUACUUUGAAUCUUUCUGGAAUAUUUUAGACUUUAUAUUGAUAGCUUUAUAUGCUUUUGUUUUCGUUAUUGACAUUAUGGACUAUUUUGAUUUUUCAUUUUUUACAGAUUCAACUUCAAAGAUUCUGCUUUGUCUUUUCAUAUUCUUAGCUUUUAUUAAAUUUUGCUAUUUUAUGAGAAUUUUGAGUGGAUUCAGUUCUUUAGUCUACAUGCUUUUGGGAGUGUUCUUGGAUAUUAGAUAUUUUUUAACAUUUUAUCUAGUCUUUAUAAUUUUGUUCAGUCUUCAAUUUUCUGUUCUCUUUAAUGGAAGUACACCUGAACAAUACAGCGGAAUAAAUUAAUUUGGUUACUUCAUAAUGGCCUUUAGAUUAUCGACUGGAGAUUUUGACACCGAUGGCUUCAGUGAACUUCCAUAAGAACUUAUUAUAACAAUCUGGCUAAUAUGGAUAUUAGCUGUUGUUAUUUUGAAUCUUAUUCUUAUGAAUUUCAUUAUUGCAGUUAUUUCAUAAAGUUAUGAGAGAGCAAUGUAACGUUUAAUUCCACAGAACUAUGCUAUUAGAGCAGAAUUUAUCUAUGAAAGAGAACUUUUCAUGUAAAACAAUGAAAUUAGUGAUGAAAAUUUCCCAAGAUAUCUGCUAUUGAGAAGAAAAAUUAUUGAGGAAAAUGAAAAUAAGGAAUGGCAAGGAUUUGUUAAGGACAUAAAGACCUCAUAUAAAGCUAAUACAAAUAACAUUAAGGUGUAAAUGGAGCUUGUCAGGCAACAAAUGGCCAAGCUUAAUGAAAGCAAUAGAAGAUAUGAUUUGGCUUUUGAUACCUGA
Messenger RNA from Stylonychia lemnae, 3561 nucleotides. NCBI's taxonomy places the organism in Eukaryota, Ciliophora, Spirotrichea, Sporadotrichida, Oxytrichidae. The record is from the annotation of a GenBank genome assembly.